AUGGAAUACAAGAUCCACUGUGGAAUUGCCCAUACUCGAUGGGCAACUCACGGAUCACCGAAGGACGUUAACAGUCAUCCACAAAGGAGUAACGAGAAGAACGAAUUCAUGGUCGUUCACAAUGGAAUUAUCACCAACUAUCGCGAAAUCAAAGAAUAUCUGAAGAAAAAAGGACACAAUUUUGAGUCCGAAACGGACACGGAGGUUAUCGCAAAACUUGCGCAGCAUAUCCAUAAUCUCUAUCCGGACUUUUCAUUUCGACAAAUAGUUGAAGUGGUUAUUCAACAAUUGGAAGGUGCAUUUGCGUUAGCUUUCAAAUCUUCUAAAUUCCCUGGACAACUAGUAGCCACUCGACGUGGAUCUCCACUUUUGGUUGGAAUCAAGAGCAAUAGUCGUUUGCAGACGAACUACUUCCCGGUUUUAUUCAGUCGUGGCUCGUGUUUUCCGUGGGCCGAUGAGCAUAGACCAUUGGAAGAGGGUGCGAGCACUAAACAGCAUGAUGCUCGACGAUUUCCAUCACAUCAUGUCACUCACUUACGUCAACCUUCCAGCGAUGACUUGUUGGACGAGAUAUCCAGUGUAGAAGAUCUUUCGCCUGGCGUACGACCUGCUCAUAUACGCGACCUCUGCAAUGGUUCAACAAAUCUGCGUAAAGGUUCCACAAAUGUGCGUCCAUUUGAUUCUGAGGAUUGGGAGGUGGAAUACUUCGUCGCAUCGGAUGCUGCUGCAAUUAUUGAACACACAAAACAGGUGCUGUUUCUGGAGGAUGACGACGUUGCAGUUGUGAUGGAUGGAGCACUGACAAUCCACAGCAUCACUCGCAGUUCUUCGACCGAAACUACGGAACAAAAACGAGAAGUUCAGAAUCUGAAUAUGGAACUGCAACAGAUUAUGAAAGGAAACUUCAAGACUUUCAUGCAAAAGGAAAUUUUCGAACAACCAGAAUCUGUGGUGAAUACAAUGCGUGGCCGUGUUCUACCUAGUGGUGACGUGGUUCUAGGCGGAAUUAAGGAUUAUGUAGCGGAUAUCAAAAGAUGUCGGCGUCUUAUCAUGGUCGCUUGUGGCACAUCGUAUAAUUCAGCGAUCGCUUGUCGCCAGAUUCUCGAAGAACUCUCCGAGCUGCCGGUAGUUUUGGAGCUGGCCUCAGAUUUCCUGGAUCGUAAGACACCGAUUUUCCGCGACGACGUAUGCAUAUUUAUUUCACAAAGUGGCGAAACAGCUGAUACACUUAUGGCUUUAAGAUAUUGUAAACCUCGUGGUGCCCUUCUAAUUGGUGUAACAAAUACCGUCGGGUCGUCGAUUUGCCGAGAGUCUCAUUGUGGUAUCCACAUUAAUGCGGGUCCAGAAAUUGGUGUCGCGUCAACGAAGGCUUACACAUCACAAAUUUUAGCUCUUUUAAUGUUCGCACUUGUCUUGUCAGAUGAUCGUAUUUCCAUGACGAACAGGAGAAAGGAAAUCAUCAAUGCUCUCAAUCAGUUGCCAGAUCUUAUCCGUGAAGUUCUGGACUUGGACAAAGAAGCACUCGCAAUUGCUCAAGAAAUCUAUAAGGAGAAGUCGCUAUUGAUUAUGGGAAGGGGGUUCAAUUUUGCCACUUGUCUUGAGGGUGCAUUAAAAAUUAAGGAAUUAUCCUAUAUGCACUGUGAAGGAAUUAUGUCCGGAGAAUUGAAACAUGGCCCACUAGCAAUGGUAGACGAAAAUCUACGCAUUUGUAUGGUUAUUUGUAAUGAUUCUGUCUAUAAGAAGUCGCUUAACGCUCUGCAACAAGUAGUAGCUCGGGGCGGUGCCCCAAUCAUCAUUGCUGAUCGAAGUGUUCCAGAGAAGGAUUUGGCCGGUAUGACACAUGUGCUGAGGGUACCAAAGACUGUGGAUUGUGUACAGAACAUUUUGACAGUAAUUCCUUUACAACUGAUGUCCUAUCACAUUGCGGAACUCAAUGGACAAAAUGUCGAUCGCCCACGAAAUUUGGCAAAGUCGGUGACGGUUGAAUGA
Molecule: messenger RNA, 1989 nt
Organism: Necator americanus (New World hookworm)
Lineage: Eukaryota; Metazoa; Nematoda; Chromadorea; Rhabditida; Ancylostomatidae
Exons: 21
Coding region: 1-1989 (662 amino acids)
Biological process (GO): carbohydrate derivative biosynthetic process; protein N-linked glycosylation; UDP-N-acetylglucosamine metabolic process
Molecular function (GO): carbohydrate derivative binding; L-glutamine:D-fructose-6-phosphate transaminase (isomerizing) activity
Source: RefSeq, a predicted model, not a curated record